Molecule: messenger RNA, 3481 nt
Organism: Phalaenopsis equestris
Lineage: Eukaryota; Viridiplantae; Streptophyta; Magnoliopsida; Asparagales; Orchidaceae
Product: splicing factor U2af large subunit B
Exons: 11
Coding region: 863-3370 (835 amino acids)
Cellular component (GO): nuclear speck; U2AF complex; U2-type prespliceosome
Molecular function (GO): pre-mRNA 3'-splice site binding; poly-pyrimidine tract binding
Source: RefSeq, a predicted model, not a curated record
ACUCUACUACACGAGGAAAGUGAACUUAUGUUGAGGAUAAUUCAUGUUUCUAUGGAUUGUGUCCUAUGUUUUAGAGUUAUGUGAUUUGUUUUUGUCCUUAGAGGAGAAAAUAUUAUGUCAGGUAAACCGGACGUGCAGUCAAUGACAGGCAUUGCACUACACUGCCGGACGCACGGCGACGCAAUACAUGUAGUCUUCCGCACGUCCAGACAGCAGGCUUAAUAUUUUCUCCCCUCAGAGAUGAAGCAUGUUUAUUAUUUUUCUAUCGACAUAUCCUUUCGCUCGUAAAAAUCCAAUUUUGGAAACUAUUUUUGAAGCGAAGUUCUUACCUUUGUAGUUUUUUCAGAAUCUCCUUCAAGGCAGGGGAUGCCUUGCUGAAACAUGCCAUCUUCUUGGAGUCCUCCGAAUAACUCAUGGAGAUCAUAGCAUUCAAAUUUAUACAGAAAACCUGGGGGCAAACGAUAAAAUGAUCCUUAGAGCUAUCCCUAGACGCCCAACAACGACGGAACCCGGCCCCCAAUCCGCCGCCCCGCCUACCCGCCUCCCCGCCGGCCUCGAGACGCGCUAUCUCCUUGCUCGCCUUCACUAAACCUCGCUUUCCUCUGAGGUAAUAUGAAUUCCGACAGAGGACACUAUUCUGUCUCCUAAAUCUGAAGCCUCUGCAGACUCUCACCACUCCAAACCCCCCAAGGUUUUCAAGAGAAUUUCUACAUCACUGAAAACAAUUUUUGUGUGGUUGCUAAAGUUUGUAUGGUUAUAAACCUGUUUUAGUGUUUGCGAAGUUAUCCCUGCUUUGUAUUCAUUUUUCUUGUUGAAGGCUUCAUCUUGAGACGGUAGUGUAUGGGUUUUUCAUACCAGUAAAAUGGGAAGGAAAGAUACAAGUAAAGAGAGAUCUCGGAGAAAUCCUGAUGAAGGCACCUCAGCACGGACUAGGGCUUUCAGCUUUGACGAGAUUAUGUCGAGGAGAAACAAGAAACUAAACUCAAAUACUUGUGAAAAAACCAGCAAAAUGCAGGGCUCUUUUGAAAAUGUUAUUAAUACCUUUGAUCAGACAAGCGAUGAUGACCGUCACCCAAUUAGGAGUGUUUCGAAGGACUUUGUGAAAGAGAGAUUCAGAAGGGAAGAAUCAAAUUCGAAAAGGGAGAGAGAUGUCAAAGAAAGAAAAAAUGAGAAGGUGAAAUCCAUCCAUGGUAAAAUCAUUAGAAACAAAGACAGCACGGAUGAAAAGUACAGCCGCCAUUCAUCUAAAAGUGUCAAGUUGCUCACCACUGAAUCUGAGAAGGCUUCGGGAAAGAAAAGAGUCAAAGAUUUUGAGGAGAAUGAUAAGUAUGAUGAGCAUUAUAAUAAUUCUAAGAGGGAUAGAAAAAAUGAAUAUUAUGAUGACUAUCAUAGUGAUGAUAAGGGUAGGUAUGAAAAUGAUGCCAAGAAAUAUAAGAAGCGAGAGUCUAGCAAAUUGCAGGAUCCAAAGUAUUCAGAAAAAGAAAGUCAUAAAAAAUACAGACUUGAACCUCUCUAUGAAGAUUCUAGAUUGAGAAGAAGAUCAAGGAGCUUGGAGUAUGAUCGAGAUGGAGAAAUGUAUGGUUCUCCAUCACAUUUGCCACGAAAACAUGCCUACAUCCGAAAUGAUCAAGGAGAGUCCCGUAACCACAAUUUAAAGAAAAAACAUUCAGAUGGUGAUCGAUACAAAACUUCAGGUGAUGGUGGCUAUUAUAGCGGACAUCACCGGAAACAUAGAAGUGGACUUGGUGGCUACUCACCCAGGAAGAGAAAAACUGAGUCGGCUGUUAAAACUCCAUCCCCAACAAUUCGAUCUCCGGAGAGGAAAAUUGCUACAUGGGAUCAGCUUCCCUCAGGAACGAACGUCACUAAUACUGUAUCCAUUUUUACGAGUUUCCCUCUGACUGCUAAUAAAGUUGUUGAUGGUGAAUCAGCUGUUGUCGUUACCCCAGCAACAACCAAAAAAAACCCUGCAACUUCAAUUGACUCUGUAUCUGUGGUGACAAAUUUGUCAAUCGACUCAGUUCAACUCACCCAAGCAACCCGUCCUUUGAGGAGGCUUUAUAUCGAAAACUUACCUUCUUCUGCCUCAGAAAAAUCAGUUAUUGAUUGCCUCAAUGAGUAUUUGGUGUCACCUGGUACUAAUUCUAUAAGAACAACUAGACCAUGCAUUAGUUGUAUUAUAAAUAAAGAUAAAGCUCAGGGUCUCGUUGAAUUUCUUACACCAGAGGAUGCUACUGCAGCUCUUUCUUUUGAUGGCAACUCCUUUGCCGGAUCGGUUCUCAAGUUGAGACGUCCUAAAGAUUUUGUUGAAGCAGCAAGUGGAGUCUCAGAGAAAACCGGGGAUGUAGUCAGAACAGUGUCCGAUGUUGUGAUCGAUUCCCCAUACAAGAUUUUUGUUGGCGGAAUUUCAGACAUUCUUUCAUCCAAAAUGUUUAUGGAAAUUGUGAGUUCUUUCGGGCCGUUGAAGGCUUUUCGCUUCAACUUCAAUAAGGAGCUUGAAUCUCCAUGCGCCUUUUUAGAGUAUGAAGAUCAUUCCAUCACUUCGAAGGCAUGUUCUGGGCUUAAUGGAUUGAUGUUGGGUGGCUCCAUUCUUACUGCGGUUAGAGCUUUUCCUGAUCUCAAUGGAAAGGAGGAUGAUGCAAGCCCUCCAUCAUAUUCAGUUCCUCCCCAUGCAAAACCACUUCUUUCUAACGUUACCCAAGUCCUUGGGCUUCAUAAUGUGAUCAAUCAGGAGGACCUCCAUACUCUGCCUGAAAAUGAAUUGGAGGAAACUUUGGAAGAUGUCCGAUUAGAGUGUGCAAGGUUUGGAACUAUUAAAGCUGUGCACUUGGUGAGGCACAGCAGCAGUAGCCAUGAGUCGAAGUCCGAAGCUGCUAAACCUUCAGAGUCUGCCAUCACUUCGGCUGCAUCAGAAUCUAAUGUCGACUCCCACAUCGGACAUACAGAGAAGGCCAAUGACAUACAUUUCGGCGAAAUUAGAGAAAACUGGAUUCCAAAUUCUGCCGAAGCGCCCGAAAAUGUCGGAGAAGACGUCGAGUUUGAAGAAAACAACAAGAGCUCAAGUGCUCCAAUGGAAGAAGGCCAGAACGAAGAAGAUUAUUUAAUAUCUAAACUUCCCACAUCGGCUGAAGAAAAACAUGAAGGAAAUGAAGAGCAGAAGUUUGUUGAAGAAAGAGAGUUGGAGAGUUCAGCAGAAGUGCAGGCUGAGGUCUCUGAAGCCUUUGCAGCUGGCUGUAUUAUUGUGGAGUUUCAGAGGAAAGAAGCAGCUUGCAUUGCAGCUCACUGUUUGCACCGGCGAUCGUACGGUGAUCGGACGGUUGAUAUUGAAUAUAUCCCUCUUGAUUUUUACCUUAAAAUAUUCUCAAAAUGAGUUUUUGAUGAGAUAAAAGAAUCAUUAGAUGAACCGUAAGAUCUUAAUGAUGAGAUGAUGUUGCUUAGUGAGACAGUUUAAUAGAUUUUAUUUUUACAGAUUAUAUAACUU